AGUAAACCAACUUCUUCUUCAGCUUCUUGAUCUUCAAACUGAGGUAUCGUCUUAUAAGAGAAGCUAUGAGCCUUUCCUAUGCCUUCAAAAAAUUCCCAAAACAUCUUGAAACCAUGUCUUCUACUUGCUUUACUAAGCCAGACACUACCAGCCUCGUCUGAGCAAAUCUGGCAAAAUAAACCAUGGAUUCGAAAGUAUCCAUGCAGCCGCGGAUAUCAAGGCGUAGCUUCAAUUGAGACCACGCCAUUUUGGAUCGACAGCUUUCGAGGAUCGUGGAUUUUUGAUGCAGAGAGUAGUUCAGCGAGUUUGGAGUUGGACAUCCUCGCGGUCCAUAAUGCAUCGCUCAUGAGCUGUCAAGACAUUGACGUUUCUUCACUGAGAAACUCGGUUGACUUUGAAGUUCUCGGCCACGCAGUUGGUAAGUUGGAGAAUUUCUCGAAUAAUUGUCCUUUACCUAUCACUGAUACUUUGACGCCGAUUGGACAGACGCGUCUGAGCUCCUAUCACCUGCUUUACAGCUUCCAAAGCACACAUAGUUUUCAAACCCUAGAAUCAACGUUCCGCUUCAGACAAGACGAUGGCCAGGAAUUGGACUGCGGGAAGGCGAAAAUCACCCCGGAAUUGGGUGACAGGAUCUCAUCAGUUUUGACAUUCGUGCCACUCAGCAUUCUCAUCGCCGUUACGCUCUCCUCAUGGCGAGUGAACCAGAGCAGUCUCACAUAUGCCCAUGGCCUCAAUGCUAGCUCGUUGUGGUCAGUUGCUCUGGACAUAACGAGCUAUCUUCGCUAUCUGCAGUUCGCUUUCAUAACGGCAUCGAUGAGCGUUGAAUACCCCGGCUUCUUUGUUCCUGCAGUGAGCAAACUCUCCUGGGCAUCUCUGCUAUACUGGCCAGGUCCAUUUAGCAACGGAUAUAUGUAUGAGGGACCGACCGGCGGUAUGUACGCCAGCAAUGCCUCUUAUGGACUUGGUUUCAUGACGCAGAUGCUUCGAUACCCGAAUAUGCUUAAUACCCUGGCGAACUCCCUUAUUAACCUUAUAAUAUUAAUCGCUCCAAUAUUCUUUCUCUUACUUCUCUCAUCCUGGGCUUUCUCUCCUUCGAGUUCGGUGCAUUCCUUGCCUUUUCUUUUGAUACUCCAGAAGGCUGCCUGGACAACUAUUGGCGUUGCACUGUGCUUCUUCAGUGUGCCGUUACUUUCAUACAUCUCCUACGAUCUUAUCCUUAUUGGUUACUUACCAAACUAUCGCAUUGGCUUAGCCGUCAUCAUGCUGCUAAUAAUCCUUGGAGCUGGUCACUUUCUCGUCCAAGUGCUGGAUGAACAGAGAGGCGACCACCUGAAACCUCCACGAGUCAACCGUUUAGAAACAAAUAACCCCAAUGUGGAUUUCCAUACAAUAUGGCGGUUACUCUCGCGCCAUAUUCCACAUACAAUGCCACUUUUACAAGCCAUUGGCGUUGGUGGCCUUCAAGCCUUUCCUCUUGCCCAGCUCUUCAUGUUGAUUGUUUGCGAAGCCUUUGUUAUUGUUUCGCAGUUAACCUCAAAACGAAGCCUGCUGGUAAGAACAUCAACAAUGGUUUACAUAUCAGUCGCACGGUUAAUAAGCUUGUUUCUUAUCAGCAUUUUUGCUAUGCCCAUUAGCGAUGCCGCGAGACAAUGGAUUGGAUAUGUGGUAUUGAUUUUGCACAGCCUGGCCAUACUUGCUGGAUUCUUCAUCAAGCAUGCUUGGAAGUUAUACGAGACAGUAUUCAGAGGUGAAGCUGCCGAUCAGGAUUCCUCAAGCCACUCUAUCAGUGGAGAGUCUAAUCUAGUUGCUUCUAUCCACAUGGAUUCUUUAGAAACACAUUCGGCCGCGGAUCUACUCGAGUAUCGUCAGGCCCCUAGCAGAGAAUCGUUAAGGUGUGGCUUUGAACCAGAUCCAUCGACAUUUUACAGACCACCGAGGUCAGGAGCAACAAGCCCUGCUUAUCACGCACCUCGACCAGCCGCUGUUUUAACAAUUCCAAUAUCACAAGGAACCGAGAACAGCAGCCCUAGCAAAGGGCACUUUAGCAUAGAUUUGGCCCUGUCAGAGGUGGCAAUUCAGCCGGGCGUCGACUACUCAUUUCGCGAGUCUGACAGGUUCUAUGGUAUUGAUGAAGAAAGGGUAUUUGUCUCGUCAACGCCAACUCGAGACGUGGAUUCAAAUGCAGGCCCUUCGUCAGGCAUGGUGCAUGAUGAAACGAGUAGGAGUCAAUUGCAGAAUAAACUGGUGGCUGGGCUUACAAACGCAUUUACUAAGCCCAGGCCAAAGAUACAGGAGAAGGGAUUCCAGGUUAAGAGACCUCCUAGGCCUCACUGAUCGAUAGGAAAUAUAUGAACCCUUGUAUAAUGUAUAAUGACUAAUAUACGUGGCUGAAAUCUUCU
This is a messenger RNA of Fusarium redolens, 2402 nucleotides long. RefSeq lists its product as uncharacterized. Gene Ontology annotation, biological process: transmembrane transport. Lineage: Eukaryota; Fungi; Ascomycota; Sordariomycetes; Hypocreales; Nectriaceae. The transcript is spliced from 3 exons. The coding region runs from base 79 to 2337 and encodes 752 amino acids. The record is from RefSeq and is a predicted model, not a curated record.